AUGGUCAAGGUUAUCGUUCGGCUUGUCGACGGAGAAAAUGUCAUUUUACGCCGCAGACAGAUCGAGUUGGAUCCACAGAUUUUUAUCGCGGACCUGGAGAAGGAGAUUGAGAGUCUGACGGCUAUUCAAUCUAAGUUUCAAGACGUGACAUUUCGGGGUGUUCCGCUAUCACCCGACUCUUUACAUCCUCUCGAAUCGAUCAAGAAUUUGGAAGAAAUUGUUGUCAAACACACUUAUCUGGAUAGAUGGCGUAAAUACCUCGAUGCUUCAAAGAUUGUGGAGGAUCUGAGGAUGCCAAAGGACAAGCGAACGUUAAAUGCGCAUGAGGGAAUCGGAUUGUCAGAAAUUCUGCACGCUUCCGGAUUUUUCAUGGGUUAUACCACUUAUUUUGAGAAGUGGAAUGCGACUAUCGGCGGCAUGAUGCGAUACGUCGACAGAACGGAAGAUAUUUUAAAAGAAGCCGCUACAACAUUUUUUUCGAAGAUGUAUCCAAAUUCUAACAUCGCCUUUAAGGACAAAGAAGGCGGUACCCGGAUUGGAAUCGUGGUAGUGGUCACUUGCCACGAUGAAACAACGAAUUACUAUAUGAAAACUUAUCAUCAUGCCGGAACUUCGCUUCCGGUGCAAAGCGCAGGAAAGGGAUACCCGCCAGAUCUACGCGAAAUGUUCGCAUAUAGACUUCUCGAACUUAUUGGAGUUGGGCCUGCUGUAGUCUUCCCAUUCUCUACUGCAUCGACGUACAUUCACUACAUUGCGACUAAAGAGGUCAACGAAUUCACAGAGCUGCACAAAAUUGAAGAUCUGAAUCUCCAAAAAAAAAUCGUUGUGGAGGCUUUCCUGCUCCAACUUAUCCUUGGAAUACGCGACUUGAAUGAAGGAAACAUUGGUUCAAACAUGAAGAAAACCCUAUCUAUUGUUGAUUUCUGCGUUCCAGUCGAAAAGCCAUAUCGAUGGAGUAGGAAAAGCCCACCAAAUUUUAUU
Mesorhabditis spiculigera is the source of this 981-nucleotide messenger RNA. The record is from the annotation of a GenBank genome assembly. Lineage: Eukaryota; Metazoa; Nematoda; Chromadorea; Rhabditida; Rhabditidae.